This is a messenger RNA of Dipodomys ordii (Ord's kangaroo rat), 694 nucleotides long. Its product is annotated as 39S ribosomal protein L18, mitochondrial-like. Gene Ontology annotation, cellular component: mitochondrion; ribosome. Gene Ontology annotation, molecular function: structural constituent of ribosome; 5S rRNA binding. Gene Ontology annotation, biological process: translation. The record is from RefSeq and is a predicted model, not a curated record. Lineage: Eukaryota; Metazoa; Chordata; Mammalia; Rodentia; Heteromyidae.
CUCAGCGAUGGCGCUUGAGCUGCGGCUCUGGAAAUUGUCUUCGGCUUGCAGGAGCCUAGAGCGGGCCUGCGCCGCCCUCUCCAGCUCCACGCCGCCGGCCGUGAGCCCUGCCGAGCAGCCUUCGGAAAACGAAGCCGUGGCCCCCGAGUUCACCAACAGGAAUCCCCGGAACCUGGAGCUCUUGGCAGUGGCCAGGAAGGAACGAGGUUGGAGGACCGUGUGGCCCUCGCGGGAGUUCUGGCACAGGUUACGAGUUAUAAGGACUCAGCAUCACGUAGAAGGGAUUGUUGAGCAUCGAAAUGGCCAGGUUGUGGUUUCAGCAUCCACCCGGGAAUGGGCUAUUAAAAAGCACCUUUACAGCACCAAAAAUGUGGUGGCUUGUGAGAGUAUAGGACGAGUGCUGGCCCAGCGUUGCUUGGAGGCAGGCAUCAACUUCAUGGUCUACCAACCAACCCCAUGGGAGGCAGCCUCAGAUUCGAUGAAACGCCUACAGAAUGCCAUGACAGAAGGUGGUGUGGUACUGAAGGAGCCUCGGAGAAUCUAUGAGUAAAAAGCAUCAUUAUUUUGCAUGUGUAAAUGUAAGACCUAUCAGCUACUGCAGCCAUUCAAAGAAAGCAUCUAGAAGAACAAGCAGCAUGGAGUUGAGAGCAAUAAUGUAACAGAGGAAGAUGAUUUGUAGUUAGGGUUCCUUGUC